Messenger RNA from Drosophila montana, 1431 nucleotides. RefSeq lists its product as uncharacterized. Gene Ontology annotation, biological process: protein polyubiquitination; protein monoubiquitination. The record is from RefSeq and is a predicted model, not a curated record. NCBI's taxonomy places the organism in Eukaryota, Metazoa, Arthropoda, Insecta, Diptera, Drosophilidae. Bases 129 to 1265 code for a protein of 378 amino acids. Gene Ontology annotation, molecular function: ubiquitin protein ligase activity. The transcript has 3 exons.
AGAGGCCCUCCAAAGCGAUUGACAUGUCUCUCGAAGGCGUAAACCUGGAUGCGCCGGCUUAGAAAAACAAAGCUGUUUGACAUUUGGCAACUUUCGAAUUUCUGUGAGAAUUCCCGACGAUUUCCAUAAUGGGAUCCCGCUAUAUGGUCUAUUGGCGCGUCUACGUUUAUUCCAACAACUUGUACUCGCUGCCGGAACGCGAAUCGCGCAGCUUUCGGGACUGCACGCCGCUGAUGUACAGACGCAAUUCGGAUGAGGUGCACCGGCUGCUGAGCUUUGCGAAUCGGGAGCUGUCCGUGCUGCUGUGCAACACCCAAACGGAGCUGCUGACCGUUUUUGAUGUGCUGCUGGAGCUGAUCCUGGAGAUCAAUAUGAAGAGCUUGGAGUUCAAUGCCACGCUGGCCGGCUAUCUGGGACCCAAGACGAAUCACUUUGUGCACGAGCUGAUCAACUUUGCCCGCUCGCCCUACGACGAUCUGAUCAGCUACGAGUGCAAUGUCCAGUAUAGCGCACGCCCCUUGGAUGGUAGCGAGGCGUCGGGCGAUGCUGGCGCCGUGCUGCCCAUUAUGCUGAACUUUGUGGACUUCUCGAUGUGCGUGGAUGAAGAUGAGUGCGUGAGCUUCACGGCCGAUCUGGAUGUGGAGGAUGAGGACCCCGAUGAGAUUGACGAGCUGGCGGAUCUUACCGAUCUGAAUGCACCGUUACUCCUCGAACUGCGACGCCUGCUCGCCGAGCGCAACAGCUCGUCCGCCGCCACAACACUUGCUCCGCAGCCGCAGCGUCCAACAAGCCAGACACAGAGUCAGGCUGUGAGCGAACUGCCCGUGCAGGCAUCCUCCUCGUCGUCCGCGUCGUCGUCGUCGACGACGGCAGCAGCAGCAGCAGCCACAACGUCCAACCUGAUGCCCAACGGCGUGCUGGCCCAGGACAUCGGUCUCGAGGUGGCCAUCGAGCGCAGCAUGCUGGAUCGUCUGGGCUCCGAUUACUUUAUGCCACAGCGCUCCCAGCAAAUGGUGUCCAGUGCCAGUGCCAGAUACGCGCGAAACUUGGCCACAGUCGGCGCCGUUGGCAACCGGAGCACAGAUGCCGGCAAUGCUGCUGCGGCGGCUGCGGCAGCUGCUGCCGUUGCCAAUGCAACGCGUGUGGCACAGAACACGGGCGUCAAUCCGGGUCUCCGAGCUGCCCUCAGGUCGGCGCCAAGGCCGCGGAGCAGCAGUGUGGCGCCCAAGCGGCGACGUACCACCAAUCGCGAUCUCGAGCGUUAAGCCUUCAACUAGACGAGAUUCUUCACUCCCCCCCCUCUCCCUCUCUCUCACACAAACACGCGCGCACAUCUACAAAUGCAAUUUGGGGCACGUGGCGCGUUAUUUUUGUCUGCGUCUCUUGUGUAUUAUUGUGCACAUCUAUAAUAAAUAAAAGGCGCUUAACGAA